Tinamus guttatus (white-throated tinamou) is the source of this 1323-nucleotide messenger RNA. The record is from RefSeq and is a predicted model, not a curated record. Lineage: Eukaryota; Metazoa; Chordata; Aves; Tinamiformes; Tinamidae.
AUGGCCGUCCUGCAGGACGCGCGCGGGCAGAAAGCCCUGGGGCCGCUGAAGCCACCGGGACGAGGGGAGUCCCCGCGGUACGGAGAGGGGGGCAAGCUCAUCUAUGAGCUCCGGGACCAGGGCGGGGAGCUGCUGGCGCUGCGCUACGACCUCACCGUGCCCUUCGCUCGCUACUUAGCGAUGAACAAAAUCACCACCAUGAAGCGCUAUCACAUCGCCAAGGUCUACAGGAGGGACAGCCCGGCCACAAGCCGGGGCCGCUACAGGGAGUUCUACCAGUGCGACUUUGACAUUGCUGGCCACUUUGACCCAAUGAUUCCUGAUGCUGAAUGCCUGAAAAUAGUGCAUGAGAUCCUGAGCGAACUGAGGCUUGGGGACUUUCUCAUUAAGGUCAAUGACCGACGCAUUUUGCAUGGCGUCUUUGCCGUCUGCGGCGUCCCCGAGAGCAAGUUCAUAUCUACGUGCUCUUCCGUGGACAAACUGGACAAGAUGCCGUGGGAGGACGUGAGGAGCGAGAUGGUGGGGGAGAAGGGGCUCUCUCCCGAGGCUGCAGAUCGCAUCGGGGAAUACGUGCGGCUCCACGGUGGCCUGAAGCUGAUCGAGCAGCUCCUGCAGGACCCCAAGCUGUCUCAGAACAAGCUCGCCAAGGAGGGGCUGGGGGACAUGAAGCUGCUCUUUGAGUACCUGACACUCUUUGGCAUCACAGGGAAGAUCUGCUUUGACCUGAGCCUGGCGCGAGGCCUGGACUAUUACACAGGGGUGAUCUUUGAGGCUGUCCUGGUGCAGCAGGAGAACGACCACGUGGAGGAGCCAGUCAGCGUCGGGAGCGUAGCCGGAGGUGGCCGCUACGAUGGGCUGGUGGGGAUGUUUGAUCCCAAGGGGCGGAAGGUGCCCUGUGUGGGAGUCAGCAUUGGGAUCGAGCGCAUCUUCUCCAUCAUGGAGCGAAGGGUGAAGGCCUCCGGGGAGAAGGUUCGUGCGACCGAGACGCAAGUGCUGGUGGCUACGCCGCAGAAACACUUACUUGGGGCGAGACUGAAGCUCAUCUCCGAGCUAUGGGAUGCAGGCAUCAAGGCAGAGAUGCUCUACAGGAAGGACCCUAAACUGCUGAAACAGCUGCACUACUGUGAGGACACAGGGAUUCCCCUUGUAGCCAUCAUAGGAGAGCAAGAGUUGACAGAUGGAGUUGUCAAACUGCGGGUUGUCACAACAAGAGAAGAGGUUAAUAUCCCCCGAGAGAAGCUCGCGGAUGAAAUCAGGAGGAGGCUGGAGCCCUGCAGCACUGCUGCACGCCGGGAGCUGCUAGCCCGGCCAAGGCGGCGCUGA